AUGGACCAUGAGGAACCUGCACUUGAUUUAUCCGACGUCGUGCACGACCAUACCAUCGACGACGACGACGCUGCCACAAAUUCCGAUAACAAUGACCAGACCCAGGACAGCACGCCAAAUGCCAUCUUGUCGCCUCUGCAGAAGCCCAGUAGCCACUUACCUAUUUCUGCCUCCUCUGAGCCCUUCUCCGUCGAAAUACUCGAGCGCGAAAUUGCCACUUUGCUCAACCAGAAUGCUUCUGCUGCAUCCGCGGCUUUGCUCAGUGCUGCCGCUCAGCAACAUCAAGCCAACCUGGGACAAUCUCGAGAUGGAGAAGGUGACGGUGGGAAUGACAAUCUCACUGGCUUGGCUAGCAUAGAUCUCAGCGGAUUAGCAGCUGUUCUAAACGCAGCACAUGCUCAAGCCGCGGAGAAUGAACGUGCAGCUCAGGAACUGGCUGCGAAAGAUCCAGAAUUCGCUCGACAGCGAGCUGCCGCAUUGGCUGAGAAGGGACAGAAGAACACACGAACAGCACCUGCCUUUCAUUCGCUGACUGCCGGGGAGUCCUCCGAGAGUCCUCAUAAAUCCUCCAGGCGGGGGGAACGCGGUAGCCAGCCACCAGACACCGACUAUCUCUAUUCCGAUGGCCAUAGCGACAGUGACGCUGACAGGCCUAGCCACCCUAUCCCUCCUUCUCGACCUGACAAUGAUCCCCCGACCUAUCGGGUCAAUACGAUCCCCGAAAUCGAACAUCGCAAUGCUCACGGUCCGUCUUCGCCUGAUUCAUCGCCUGUCGUCUCACAUGCCCGACCCACAACGGAUCCUCAGCCUCGCCCUCCAACUCCCCCGCCCGUUCUAACGCAGGUGAAUCGAACCGUCGUCUCGCAACCUGUUGCAUCCACCUCUGCUGUCACAUUAUCUAAUGGCAGCAAUAAGAAGGGCAAGAAGACUGAAAAAGAGAAAGGGCCCAAUCACAUGUAUCCUUGCGACCAUGAAAACUGCAAUAAAUCCUUCACACGGCGUAGUGACCUUGCUAGGCAUACACGGAUACAUACUGGGGAACGACCAUUCGUUUGCGACUAUACCAACUGUGGCAAAACAUUCAUUCAGCGUUCAGCUUUACAUGUCCAUUCUCGGGUGCACACUGGAGAAAAACCGCACUGCUGUGAAUAUCCGGCCUGCGGCAAGACCUUUAGCGAUUCGAGUAGCCUAGCCCGCCAUCGGAGAACUCAUACUGGCAAGCGCCCAUACAAAUGCGAAGAUCCCAACUGCGAGAAAACAUUUACGCGGCGAACGACUCUAAACCAGCAUAUGCGUACUCAUGAUCCAAAUUGGACGCCAGAUCCCAACGUGAAGUACAACUUUAAGUCGAAGAGACGAAGGGUGGAAGACAGCAGUGAUGACGAUCAAGCACUCGCAGAAUCAGUACGCACGAUAUCUGCCCUGUUUCAUGCUGGCGGUGCCGCCUUGGCCGCCCCUCCGCCACAAACAGGACCCGAGGAGGCGCUGGAAGUACGAGUCGCAAGUAUCAGUGCCGAAAUAGCAGCUGCCAUUGCGCAAGCUCAGUCUCGUGGUUAUGAAGAAGAGGAAGAAGAGGAAGACGAGCUGGAAGAUGAUUCUGGUGAUGAACUAGAACGACGUGAUACAAUCGGGCCCAAUACGAGUGGGAUCAGGGGAUUGGGCGAUGGGGAAGACCGGACUGCAUUGGAGGAUAGCACAGAUAGGGAAGAUGACGACAGCGACGCGUUCCCGGCACCUCUGCGAACGCGACGGGGCAAGGAUACUGUCGCAACAGGAGAGAAGAGGAAAAGGUAG
Molecule: messenger RNA, 1794 nt
Organism: Desarmillaria tabescens
Lineage: Eukaryota; Fungi; Basidiomycota; Agaricomycetes; Agaricales; Physalacriaceae
Exons: 4
Coding region: 1-1794 (597 amino acids)
Biological process (GO): regulation of transcription by RNA polymerase II
Cellular component (GO): PcG protein complex; transcription regulator complex; chromatin
Molecular function (GO): RNA polymerase II cis-regulatory region sequence-specific DNA binding; DNA-binding transcription factor activity, RNA polymerase II-specific
Source: RefSeq, a predicted model, not a curated record